Molecule: messenger RNA, 1572 nt
Organism: Rhodotorula toruloides NP11
Lineage: Eukaryota; Fungi; Basidiomycota; Microbotryomycetes; Sporidiobolales; Sporidiobolaceae
Product: hsp90 co-chaperone cdc37
Exons: 7
Coding region: 1-1572 (523 amino acids)
Biological process (GO): protein folding; protein stabilization
Cellular component (GO): cytoplasm
Molecular function (GO): protein kinase binding; protein-folding chaperone binding; heat shock protein binding
Source: RefSeq, a predicted model, not a curated record
AUGUCUCGGCUCAAUUACAACAAGUGGGACAACCUGCAGCUCUCGGACGACUCUGACAUCGAGGUGCACCCAAAUGUCGACAAGCGCUCGAUGAUUCGUUGGAAGCAGCGCGACAUCCACGAGAAGCGCGAGCAGCGCAAGCUCAAGCUCAAGCAGUUCGAGACCGAAGUGCCGAUGAACGACUCGCUCAUCAAGCGUAUCGACGACCUUAUCUCGUCGACCAAGGCGGAGGGCGCCGCCUUCGUUGCCAAGGAGGUCCUUCGUCUCAAGGCGGCGCUGCCGUACAAGUACGAGGAGAAGAAGUUCGCGAACAACGAGCAGCCAAGCGAGGAUCAUAUGAUCGUCUCGCUGCUGAGCCAGGUUAUCACGGCGGUGCAGAAGAAGGAGCAGGAGAGCGGAGGAACGAAUGUCGAGGCGGAGCGGGCGGACAGGCUCGUCAAGGAGCUCGAAUGGCACAAGCAGCGGAUGGUGGACAGGCAGAAGGAAAUCGAGCAGGAGAAGGAGGAGAUCGACCGCGAGCAGAAGAAGUGGAUCACGAGCGAGGACAUCCGGACGGGCUGGGACAGCAAGACGAUCGUCUCGACGACGCCGUCAGCGCAGCCCAAACCUGCGCCGCCUGCCGCCUCCUCAAGCAAGGGGAAGCAGACCGAGACCGUUAUCGAGACUCUCAACUCCCCUGGUGUUACGGCAGCUGCAGCUGCCGAGGCUUCCGGCGACUCUUCCGAUGAAGCCGACGUUCCUCCUCUUACACCCUCCGCCCUCGCCUUCUCUCGCAUCGCACCUCUCGAUUGGGACGCAACCCGACAAGCCGUCGCCGCCGACCCUUCGCUCUUGACGGAGGAGACGGGAGAUGCGCUCAUGGUCGAAGCGUUCAGUCAGGCGAUGAAGGGAACGAAGGCGGGCGAGAAGAGGGCAACGGAGUGUAUCGAGAAGGCGUUGGUUGGACAGUACUGCAGGAGCCUCGGCCGGGAUGGCGUUGCGCUCUUCUUCCAGCGGAUGACUAACUCCAACCACGCCGCUCUCCGCAUCUUCCUCGACGACGUCGCAAAGACAUCCGACCGCAUCAUCUCACGCGCCAAAGUCGUUGCCGCCGAGCGUGCCGAAAAGGCCGCUGCCGGCUCGGAAGGCGUCGAGCAGAUCCAGCUCGUCCCCGCUUCUCCCGACCAAACCAUCACCUUCGAGAUCCCCGACGGCCCGCCCCCCGAAAACCUCGAGAUCACGGGCGAAGGAUCCGAGGAACUCGACCCGCAACUCGUCCGCGACUUCUUGCAGAAGCGGUGGGACAUUUUCCAGGCUUUCCCGAAGAAUUUCAAGGCUGCGCUGUCGGAGAAGAGCCUCGACAAGGUCAACAAGGUCCUCGGGAGGAUGAGCGUUGAGGAGGCGGAGAUCGUUGUGGAGCAGCUGCAGGAGGCCGGCAUUCUCUCGUUCGAGACGCCCGGCAUUGUCGACCAGACGGGAAAAUCCAGCGAGAACCCGACCGUCACGGUUCCCGUCCAGCCAAAGGACGACGCGUCCGGCUCUGUUCCGGUCCAGCAGACGGAGGUGCUCAACCUGGAGGAUUCGCUUGACUGA